CUGCGCGUGCUUUAUGUUGACAAACAUUUGUGUGGCUCCCCGUAGCGUCUCUGAAGUCCGAACUUUUUGCGCCGAAACACAUAAAAAUAUUCGAAGAGUACAAAUAAUCGAAAAAUAGUUUUAAGUCCCAGACAGUCCGUACAUACUGUUAGUGAGAAACAAGUGCUGAAAAAUGUUCUGCGAAAUGCAUGGCAAAGUGCGGCCAAGCCUAGAAUCGGCUAAGGCUUGUUAUUAACCCGAAAGAUACAAAACAUAAGCAAACUGUAAACAAGUUGAAGUGAGUGAGUGAGUGAGUGUGUCGCAAUCUUACAACGAAUUCCAGCAAUCAAGCAACCUACAAGAUGCAGUUUCGGAUAACUCUGACAUUUGCCGUGCUCUUGGCUGCCACCAUCUGCCACGGAUUGGCCGCAGUUACGGCCCCAACUCCGCCGGUUCAGGGGGCGACCCCGCCCGUGCAAAAGUUCCGACUGACGCCCCACGAUCUGCAGAUUCUCGAGGGCACCGACACCCUCCUGCGCUGCGAGGUGUCCAACCGGGCGGGCAAGGUGCAGUGGACCAAGGACGGCUUUGCGCUGGGCUUCUCGGCGGUGAUUCCCGGGUUCCCCCGCUACUCCGUGCUAGUGGAUGCCAAGCAGAAUGCCUACAACCUGCAGAUCAAGAACGCCACGCUGGAGGACGACGCCGAAUACCAGUGCCAGGUGGGUCCUGCCGCCGGCAAUCCGGCCAUCCGGGCCAACGCCAAGCUGAGCAUCGUGGCGGCGCCGAGCAGCAUCGUCAUCGAGGGCUAUGCCCGGAAUGCCCGCGUCGAGGUGGAGGAGCGCCAGAACCUCACGCUCCACUGCAUCGCCGAGAACGCCAAUCCGGCGGCGGAGAUUGUCUGGUUCCAGGGCGAGGUGCCAGUUGCCACAGCUCCCAUUGUGUCGGUGAAUCAAACUGCCCCGAAGCGCUUCACGACCAGCUCCACGUUGCACCUGCAGCCCCGCGCCGAGGACGACUACAAGGAGUUCUCCUGCGAGGCGCGGCACAAGGCCCUGCCCCCCGACGUCCCGAUGCGCGCCCAGGUGCAGCUCUCCGUGCUGUAUCCCCCGGGAGCCCCGUUCUUCGAGGGCUACGGCCAGGGCGAAAGCCUGCACCGCGGCCAGGAAGUGCAAAUCGCCUGCCGCAGUCGGGGGAAUCCCCCGGCCCAGUUGACCUGGUACCGGAACGGCGUGGCCAUCAGUUCGCCGCAGCGCACCUCCGGGCGACUGUCGGAGAACGUUUACAAGUUCACCGCCGCCGCCGAGGACAAUGGGGCCAAUCUGGUGUGCGAGGCCAAGAAUCUGCUGGCGACAACUCCCCUGCGCGCCGAACUCAAUCUGACUGUCCUGUAUGCCCCCAAGGACGUGUAUCUGAGCGGCGCCAAUCAGGCCAAGGUCGGCGACUCCGUGCAACUGAGCUGCGUGACUGCCCCCUCGAAUCCGCAGGCCCGCAUCAGUUGGUCAAUAAACGGAAGGCCCCUCGAGAACAGCACCUACAAGACAACCAGUGCCUCCGACGGAGGCUGGGUGAGCAGUUCCAACAUCACUCUGAACAUUGACUCGCAGAGCAGGUCCUUCAUCGCCGUUUGCCACGCCCUUAACACGGAGCUCACCCAGAAUGUGGUGGGAUCUCACACCGUAAAUGUCCUCUAUCCCCCUUCGCCGCCUUUGCUGACUGGCUACAACGAUGGUGACAUCCUUAUCUCUGGAUCUAUUUUGAAACUGCAGUGCAGUUCUGCUGGCGGCAAUCCCCCGCCCACUUUGCAGUGGUACAAGAACGAUAAGAUCCUGAAUGCUCCCUCCAAACUGGUGGACAGCAAGAUCUCCUCAGAACUUUCCCUGCUGGUCAACGCCUCCGACAACAAUGCCAUCUACAAGUGCAAAGUUCAGAAUGCAGCCAUUGAUAUCCCGCUCUUCGCCACCAAAACUCUGGGAGUUCAUUUUCCCCCUGAAACGGUUAAGAUAAGUGUUGUGCCCAAGAAUCUGGUGCCUGGCAUUCGAGCCAAGUUGGUCUGCGACUCCAGCUCGAGUAAUCCUCCAGCGAAGAUCAGUUGGUGGAAGGACGGCAUUCCCGUGGAGGGUCUUAACCUGGCCAACAGGCCUGGUCUGUGGGGUGGCUCGGUGUCCACACUGGAGAUGUAUGUCAACAUCACCCAAGAUCUGGAUGGCAUCGUCUACACCUGCCAGAGUCACAAUGAAGUUCUGCAGCGCAGUGUGCACGAGACCAUCAGCUUGGAUAUACUUUAUCCCCCCAAAUUCGAGGCCUCGCAGAGCACCACGUUCGUGGGAGUGGAGGGAGCGCCGUUCCAUGUGGAGCUGAUGGCCAGCGGAAACCCCAUGGCAAUUAGCUACACCUGGACCAAGGACGGCCUGCCCAUUAGCAGCAACAGUCUGAGCGGCCAGCGUUUGAUCUCCGACGGACCGCGUCUCAAUAUCAGCCGGCUCAGUCGCAACGAUGCGGGUGUCUACAUCUGCGAGGCGCUCAACAGCCAGGGCACCGCUCUGCUGGAGAUCCAAGUGGCCGUCGAAUACGCCCCCACAAUCACAUCGGUGAGUGAGGGCCGCAGCUUCGUGGCCGGCGAGCCGGCGGUCUUGGCCUGCCACAUUCAGGCCCGCCCGCUAGAGGCCGCUCAUGUGCGCUGGUCCCGCGACGGCUACGACCUUGCCACCCGCACCAUCUCGAGCUUCGAGAACGGAACCGCCCUGCUGCAGAUCGCCAAGGUGGAGCGCAGCGACAUUGGCAACUUCACCUGCAUUGUGGACAACCAAAGAGGAGCUCCCGCAGCCCAAAACGUACUUCUAGUCGUUCAAACUUCUCCGGAAAUCGAUCACUCCCCCUCCUACACUCGCUACGCCGCUCGCUUGGGGGUUCGAGCUCAGCUGAUCUGCAGAUCCCUGGCCGCUCCUCAGCCCAGUUUUAUUUGGCGUCGUCAUGGCAAGGACAUCAAGAUGCAGCGACGGAACAAGUUCAAGAGUGUGGAGCGCCAGGUGGAUGCCCUCAACUACGAGUCCGCUCUCCUGAUCGAGAACACCUCGGCGGAUGACUACGGGCAGUACGAGUGCGUGGUGCGAAACGCCCUGGGACAGGCCAGCACCACCUUGGAGUUCAGCAAGCCCUCUCGUCCGGACGCUCCUCUUCAGCUGCGGGUGGGAAAUGUCAGCGACACGGGAGUGGAGCUGAACUGGACGCCCGGAUUCGAUGGAGGCAUGCAGACCUACUUCCGACUGAGACUAAAGCAGCAUGGCGAGGAUAAGUACAAGUAUGUGGACGCCAAGCCGGGAUACCUAAACGUGUCCCUCGAUGGCCUGAAGCCCGGAGCCACCUACUACUUCUCCGUGAUGGCCGCCAAUGAGGCGGGAGGUAGCAAGUUCAUGCCGGACAUCAAGCUGACCCUCAGCAAGGGCUCCCAGCCCCACUCGGCGGAGUACACGGAGAAGGACGAGCUGCCCAAUGUGAUGAUCAUAGGAAUCACCUCGGCCGCCAUGGUUCUGUUGGUUCUGAAUGCUGCCCUGGUGGCCUGGUUCGUGAUUCGUCGGCAGAACAAGUCCCAGAGCGAGGCGGAGCCCAGCAACGACGACGUGUACUCCAAGGACGACAGCCAGUCUGUCUACAAGCUGCCCAUCACUGCUUUGCAGGCGGAUGUGCAGAAGAAGGCGGCCGCCUCCACGUACCUCGUGGAGAACGUGGACAUCAUCCAGUCAACGGCGUACCCGCCGAAGUACCAGGAGAGCUCCAUGUGCACCCCGCCGUACCCGCUGUGCAAUCCGGACUUCACCCGCACCCUGCCGAACCCCAAGCGGCACAGUCAGCGGAACAGCGCCACGGGAAUGAUCGAGGGCAUGCAGAUGCGCUCCAAGGACGAUCACAUGCUGAUCUCCAACGGGCUCUACAUCCCCUCCCCCUCGCCCGCCUCCUCCCUGGUGAUCAAGGGCAGCUAUAUAUCCUCGCCGUCGCCGGCGCCGCCAGCCGAUGGAUCGUACUUCAAUAUGAGCGACAAGUACAUGUCCUACCCGCCAGUGACCUAUUAAGCCGUGCUGAGCGUCGGUGACAGCCACAGACAACCCAACCCAACCCAAGCCAAGCCAAACCAAGCCGAGCUAACCGAAACCCAGCUAGACUGAUUGACAUACAUCAUUCAUAAUCACCUGUGGAAACAAGGAAAGUGAGGGACGCACGCAGAACUGGACUCGAAUCAAAUCGAAUCGAAUCGAAUUGAAUCGUGUCUUUCGGUUACGACUGGCUGGCCGUUGGUUUUAUUGAAUUUUAUUUUGAUUUUAUGUUUGUAAUUAUUACUUUACGACGUUGGUUAUUACGGAGCGCAAAUGGAGAAACCGUGUUGAGUGUGUUUUGAGAAAAGACAUUUGCAUGCGGCGCUCAAAGGCUGUGAUAAGUACCUGUGCCCAAAGCUCUGGAGACGUUGGCACCACCGCAACUCGGAGAUGGAAACACGCAGGCCAAAACGUUUGCCACAAGACCAAAGACCCCUUUCCCUUUCCCGUUCCCAUUCCCAUUCCCAUCCCCAUUCCAAUUAAUUUGGGGCCCGGGAUUGGGGAUUCGGGGUAUUGGUCUGGCCACGGGGCAGGUGCGCAACCCGUUCUACGAAAUGCCUGCCCUCCACCCACUUAGUCCACCACAACCCGAACAUCGGCAGAAGCAGCAGCAUUAGUAGACACCACAAAACAAAAGAAAAACAACAAGAAAAACAAAAGAAAAAUAGGGGAAGGAACAACGCAACACUCUCAAAAUAUUAAUUCGUAGUAAGGUCUCUCGAUAUUAAGUAGUAGGAAUUACGCAUUUUAGCCUUAGUCUAAAUAUAUUGCGAGUCUGGCGAGUCGUGACUCAUUCUCAUUAGCAGUUGUUCAAGUUUAAGCUAUAGGACAUACCGAUAUUUAUCAAUAUACGUACUGUAAACAUGUAAACAUAACGAAUAUACACAGCAGGCCCGAAAAGCGCAAGCGUUCGACUUCCAACGAACCCGAUUCGAAAUCACCAAACCGAAAUAGCGACUUCAAUUAUAUAGACAUUUUAAGUGUGACUUUUGAUAGGCCUAAGACUCGAAACAUUGAAUAUAUUCAAAGUACGUAUUUACAGCAUUCAGCGACUUUCUUUUUAUCAUGCAUGACAAUAAUUAUAUACAUGGUAAAGAAGUUGAUGCACGCGCGAGCGCCAAAAAUUAUGCUAAAGAACUCUAUAAAUACAAAUUCAAUAAACAUGUUAAUUAUAAAUUAGA
Drosophila ficusphila is the source of this 5248-nucleotide messenger RNA. Its product is annotated as nephrin. Gene Ontology annotation, biological process: cell-cell adhesion. NCBI's taxonomy places the organism in Eukaryota, Metazoa, Arthropoda, Insecta, Diptera, Drosophilidae. Gene Ontology annotation, cellular component: cell-cell junction. The record is from RefSeq and is a predicted model, not a curated record. Gene Ontology annotation, molecular function: cell adhesion molecule binding.